CCGUAAAAAUGGAGAGUGGUCGUAAAAAAUAAGAUCGGCUCCGCGAGACGAGACAAAAUUUUUUUUUCGCCCGUCCGAUGGACCAGACGCGCCGACGGCCGGUGACAUGUAAAUAGGACAGUGCGCGCGACCGGUCCGUCAAAACAGUUUUGUAAAUAAGGUGGCGCAGUAAAAAAAUAAAUAACCGAAGGUGGCUGUGAUAGAAUUGUAAUGGCAGAUGAUCAGUCCGAGAAUAGCCUGGCGAUACUGCAGUCGAUGAUCGAUGUGUCGGCGGACAGGCUAGUCGGACUCAGGACCCAGUGCACCACCAGCUCUGAGCUCACGCAACAGGAGAUCCGAACACUCGAGGGUAAACUGUUGAAACUGUUUAGCGAGCAAAUCGUGACGAAGUCGAAGCUGAAGAAUGGCGGUGGCAUCGUGGGUGUCGAGCAGCUCAAGCAUGUGCCCUCCCUCACCAAGUGGCUGCAGGUGGUCGGCCUCAGUCAGGAGUCGAUACGCGGUAUUUGUUCGCGCAUCGCCACCGUCGAGGAGCUGCAGGAGAAAUCCGAACACGAUCUGCGCGUCAUACUCGAGGAGCACAACGCUCGCCCCGAGGAGCACAGCCGUCUAUGUCGCGCGUUGCUCAACCUCAAACGAUACACCGAUGCGUUAAGGAAAGGCGGAGGUGUGGAAUCGGCCGAGAUGAAUCUGUUUUGGGAUUCGUGGGACUGCGCGAACCAUCCGAUACGCGGACAGUCACCGCGCACCGCCCGCACUCGAUCCCGCGUCUCCGUACCUUCCGAAGAGAUGCUGAUGUAUAACAACAACCCGCACCACCACCUCCACCACCACCACAAUCAUCAGGCGGGAUCGGCAGGAGGUGCGCUCAUACCGCCCUCAUCCUCAGUGUCUAGCAUCAACACGUUGAAUGCGCAUGUACCCGGGGGCGGGCAGCACCAGCCGCCCCUCACGCCGCCCGGCCACUGCAAGGGCAAAGGUUCAAAAUUUCGGACGACGCCACCAGCGAGACGAAAGCAAGGAGUUUUCAUGGGCAACUUAGAAAUGUACCCGAUAACGAAGAGCAAGUCGCACGAAUUCGAAUUGGCACAAACCAAAACGGAAAACGGCGACAUUUCAACGAAUGGAACAGGACGACGACAAAGGCUGCCGACCGAACCGGGCCCCGACACGAAUAUAGACUGCAUCAGUCCCGUUUUGACCAGUCCCGUUAAAUCGCCGCCUUACAGCAACAGCGGCGGAACCGACAGCGACGACAACAGCAUCUCAAUAAGUUUGGCGGUGCCGAGUUCGCCGCGGACGUUGGCCCCGCCGGCGGGCGGUCCGCGCGGCAUGACGCACCACAUCAAUCACCGCUUCAACAAGAAGUUCGAGGUGCUGAAGACGUGCGCGUACUGCCAGAAACCGAUCUACUUCGCCGCCGGCCUCAAGUGCAAGGAGUGCAAGUACACGUGCCACAAGCACUGCAAGGAACGCGUGCCCGCCUCUUGCGGCCUGCCCACCGAACUGCUCAAGGAGUUCAAGAAGCACAUGACCGAGAGUGAGUGGAACCUGGUUGUGUUGUUAUACGGGUUGCACGAGUCGGAGGGCGGCACUGCCACGCACGGUGGCGUCGCCGAUGCUCGCGGUCGCCAUGGAGUUGUGUUAUCACCACCGACCGGCCGACAAAAAUCCUUAGUCAACUCGUCAAAACGAAAACCGUCACAUCCACAACCAUGUAGCAAUCUCCCGCCGUUUCAUAACCAGGAUUCUAGUUCGAACACGUCGAGUUGUAACAGUUCGACGCCGAACAGUCCGGCGAUACCACCACAAACUCUCAACACACCUCAGUCGCACCACAAAUCGUCAUUCAACUUUCCAGAUGUGACGAAAAGGAGUGACGAACACGCGGAGGACGGUUGCGUCUUUACCGACGUAAAUCUUGACGUCCCGAAUUUAACGUUGCGCAAACCGAUCCUGUCCUCAGAUGAUCCAUCAGUCCGGACCACGUCUUCGGGCGGUUCUACCAGCACCACAGACUCGGAUCGAACGCCCGCUCGUGUAGAUAGUCAAGACAGUCAGGUGUCGGACACGGAUACCAUCACCGACGAGCAUCGGUGGCCCCGACAAAAUAGCCUCUCAAUGAGAGAAUGGGACAUACCUUUUCAUGAGGUGGUGCUGGGCAACGAACUGGGUACGGGUCGGUUCGGCACUGUUUACCAGGGUAAAUGGCACGGAGAUGUUGCGGUCAAAAUCCUAAACAUGAACUAUCUGGAAGACGAGAAAACUUUGGAACAGUUUAAAAUGGAAGUGGCGACGUUCAGGAAAACACGACACGAGAAUCUGAUCUUGUUCAUGGGGGCAUGCAUGAAACCGCCCAAGUUGGCGAUUGUAACAAGUUUAAGCAAGGGUAACACUUUGUACACUCACAUACACCUACGUAAGGAUAAGUUCAACAUGAACAAGACAACUCUUGUCGCCCAACAAAUUUCUCAAGGCAUGGGUUACCUACACGCCAAAGGAAUUGUACACAAAGACUUGAAGAGUAAAAAUAUAUUCCUGGAAAACGGGAAAGUUGUGAUAACCGAUUUCGGACUUUUCAGCGUUACCAAAUUGUGUUUCGGCAAUCGGAAAUCGGAUAGUUUAAAUAUACCACCUGGAUGGUUGUGUUAUUUAGCGCCGGAGAUUAUGAGAAGUCUGCAUGCACAUCAGGCACACGAUGAGGAGUUGCCUUUCAGCAAAGCGUCAGACGUCUACGCCUUUGGCACCGUGUGGUACGAGUUGCUGUGCGGAGAGUGGCCUUUUAAGGGACAACCGCCGGAGGCUGUGAUCUGGCAGGUGGGAAAAGGGAUGAAGCAACCAUUGGCCAAUUUGCACGCUUCACGCGACGUGAAGGACAUCCUGAUGCGGUGCUGGUCAUACAGGCCGGAGGCGCGUCCCGAGUUCAGCACGUUGCUGAACGUCGUGGACAAAUUGCCGAAGCGGCGAUUGGCGCGCAGCCCCUCUCACCCCAUACACCUGUCGCGGUCGGCGGAGUCGGUCUUCUGAUGUUCUGAAAUUGUUGUGAUAUAAAAUACGAAAAGAGCUGUUUAUUUCUUUUUUCGGUGGGACGAGCGUUUGGUACAUAUCUCUAUAUUAUAUACUAUAUAUAUUUAAAAAAAAUGCUAAUCGUUUUUAAGGCGAUGUACCAAAAAAAAAAACAAAUUAAUCUUUAUUCCAGUAUUGCAAAGUUUUACUGUGAUGUAAUUUUUCGUUGAAGGACUGCGAAAUCCGCCCGAUACGAUUUUUAUAGAUUGGGUUAAAAUGAAUUGUGUAUAUUCGAUAUAAACAGGGUUCGUUUCUGUCGCAUUUCGCGGUCGUUUUCGUUAUCCCUUGUACAAAAUCGCAACGACUGUAUUUAUAAAUUUUUAAACUUGGUGCUAUUCUGUACAUCGGGCGUAAAAUAUUUAUUUUAAAAAACAAUGAGUCACUUGUAUAUAUUUAUUGAAAUUUUCUUGUCUCAAUGUUUGUGAUAAAACAUGUUUUUUAGUGUAGAAUAAUGAAAAACCAAUUGAAUUUCUCAGUACUUGUAUCCGAGGUUCGUUCUCAGUUUUCGACGUGGUUAAUUUUUGUCGUUCGCAGAACGGAGAACGAAGCUCAUUGGAGCAAAGCAUUAUUCUAAAACGUUUUACGAAUGUUUUUUAUCGAGUUUUACGACAAUAUUUAUUUAUUAAAAGAGGUCUGAACCGGUUCUACUAAUUCGGAACGUGUUUAGAUCGUCCGUUGUUCGUUUGUAUGAAGCAUUGUGACGGAAUCCGGACUCUGGUACCGUGAUAAUGCUUCUUUUAUGCUACAACACUAUUUAAUUUUAAAGAGCUCAAAAUUAUAAACGUUGCCAAGCUGAAUAGAACGAUUAUAUUUAUUUUUUGUGUUCUAUUCUUUUUGGCAUUCACGUUUUGCGCUCUGCAUUCAAAUCACUGUAGUUUUAAAUCUAUUGUUGACUAUUGUUUCUGCGCAAAUGACUGUAAAUAUUAUAUGUAUAUAUUAUCUCUUUUUUGGACUCGAGAUGUCUCAACUUGAGCCAAUGUAUAUAUGUUUAAAAAAUAAACAAGCAUUCCUUCACAUGUUUAAAUCACUCUAGUCAAUUUAUAAUAAUUUUUAUUUUAAACAUGAAUUUGAACCACAAAUAAACACGAUACGACUGAGUUUGUACAAUAGUUAUUAGUCAGAAUCUGCUUGGUUUCUACAAACGAAUAGUUCCUAUGGACUUAAUACAAUGUUAUGGAUUUUCCAAAACUAUCAACUAUUGUGCCAAACUUGUACACAUUAGUUGGAGAUGUUUGUUUCUCGUUGAUUUUAUUAUUUGUCGUUCAAAUCCGGUCACUUUCGAUAUCUUGUGGUGGCGUGUUUUAAUAUUCUCGUUUUUUAUACUAUGUUCAACGGACACGGCAAUGUUACUUUUUGAAAAUUGCAAGAAAAUCUAUUUAUUGUAUUUCUGCCGCCACACUAUAACAGUCAAUGUACAUUGAUAAGGGAAUAUGGUAAAAUAAAUAACAUACACAAGA
Molecule: messenger RNA, 4520 nt
Organism: Aethina tumida (small hive beetle)
Lineage: Eukaryota; Metazoa; Arthropoda; Insecta; Coleoptera; Nitidulidae
Gene: ksr
Product: kinase suppressor of Ras 2
Exons: 14
Coding region: 211-3024 (937 amino acids)
Biological process (GO): protein phosphorylation
Molecular function (GO): protein kinase activity; ATP binding
Source: RefSeq, a predicted model, not a curated record